This is a messenger RNA of Lucilia cuprina (Australian sheep blowfly), 789 nucleotides long. RefSeq lists its product as uncharacterized. The coding region runs from base 141 to 557 and encodes 138 amino acids. NCBI's taxonomy places the organism in Eukaryota, Metazoa, Arthropoda, Insecta, Diptera, Calliphoridae. The record is from RefSeq and is a predicted model, not a curated record. The transcript is spliced from 2 exons.
GCUUUUAGUACACAUUUAUUUUUGUUACAAAAAAAGCUUAAUUUUAAGCCAGUUUUUCUCAAUGUUUUUUUUAAAAAUUUCUUUAAAAACGCAAUUUAAACAGAAAUUUAUAAUUAUUAUUAAAUUUCUCAUUUACAGGAAUGCAAAAUUUGUCAAUUUCCUGCUCAUUAGUGUGUCUGAUAAUACUGGGCAGUGCUGCUUUAGUGGGAGCCUUUGGUGUUUGUCAAAGACAAAUAAGCGCCAUAUUGAUAACAGGUGUUAUGUAUUUACUGGCAGCUUUAUUUGCUUUAUUUACUCUAAUGAUAAUACAUUUUAAAAGACAACAAGGUCGUCCCAUGUUGGAUAGUGAUUAUGAUGGUACUGUAGAUGGUAUAGUGGCUAGACCGGGAGGACCAGCAAUAAUGGCUAAACCACUUUUAGGAGCUCGAAUAUUUUUAACUUCUUGGAGUUUAGAUUUAGGUUGGGGUGGUGUAGUCUUAUGUGCUAUAACCUCUGUACUUUGGAUAUUAUUAUCGAAAAUAAUGCGUUUUAAUCCCUUUUCCACUUUAAUGAUUUAGGACAGCAAAUUAAAAACUUUUUAAAACAAAUUAGUAUUAAAAAAAACAAUUUCAUAAUUAACACGGUACCUAACAACAACAACAACAACAAAUACUUAUUGUAAUAUGUACUUUAAUAUAAAACGUAUAUUUUUUUAUUAAACAAAAAUUUUUCCAAUUAAGUUUGUUGCUUAUUUUAGUUUUUUUCUUUUUCUUUUCUGAAACCUAUUCAUAUUAAAGUUUGAAAUAAAAA